Messenger RNA from Haliaeetus leucocephalus (bald eagle), 887 nucleotides. RefSeq names its product urotensin 2B (gene UTS2B). Gene Ontology annotation, cellular component: extracellular region. Gene Ontology annotation, biological process: regulation of blood pressure; blood vessel diameter maintenance. The record is from RefSeq and is a predicted model, not a curated record. Gene Ontology annotation, molecular function: hormone activity. NCBI's taxonomy places the organism in Eukaryota, Metazoa, Chordata, Aves, Accipitriformes, Accipitridae. The coding region runs from base 73 to 456 and encodes 127 amino acids. The transcript is spliced from 5 exons.
CCACUGCCUCUUAAAAGUGAGCUCAUCUGGCACUGGGUUGCAUUGAAGUCCUCCACCGUGCCUGAAGGAAGAAUGCUUUUGGGUGGUGGGAACGUGGAGAAGAUGUGGUCUGUCCAGCUGUUCCUUGGAGUGCUAACCAUCUUGACCAUCACUGUGUAUGUCCCGUCUACACAUGGAGAGCCUUUUUUACUACAAGAGAACCGGGUGCUUCCGGAGAGAGAAGACACAAAUCAUGAGGACACACUGCUGACUCUGCUUCUUAAUAAGAAACUUGCAUGGCGGAGACCGGAAAAUAUUGACUGGGAGCUGGCAAAGAAAUUUGAAGAGCUUGAACAGCUGGAGAAGUUGAAGGAUCAGCUCUCAACUGAGGAAGGGUCAGAGGUGGCCUAUGCCUUGGAAAGUCUCUCAGCAUCCCAGCCCAAAAAACGUGCCUGCUUUUGGAAAUACUGCAUCUGAAGGCUUGCCAGGACUGGAGGAUGAAGAUGAGCCCUUCCCCAAACUUACUUGCUGGGUAUUGAUGUGUUAAGAGUUUGUUCUGUUCUCUCAUCGUGCUGCUAACUUGGAUGCCAUCCUCCACGACCGCACCGCAACCAAGUCUAACAGGGACCGUGACAGGAGCUGGUAGCCCACUACCACUCUUCACUGUUCCUUCCUUCCAGGUUUAACCUACUGUCAUCUUCUACUUGGAAGAUGCUUCCCCACUUUCCUUGCUGUCCUGCGCGUGCCACUCAGUCUGCUGCUGCUGUACACUCUUCCCCUUCUCACCAGAUCCCCCGAGGCACCAAACACUCACUCAGUUCCCCUGAGCUUGGGCCUCUGCCCACAUCUGCAGACGUUGUUCACGGUGGUGUCUGGGUUCCCCGUCGCCUCCUACGAGCAGGUCUGCG